Messenger RNA from Pleurotus ostreatus (oyster mushroom), 372 nucleotides. RefSeq lists its product as uncharacterized. The coding region runs from base 1 to 372 and encodes 123 amino acids. Lineage: Eukaryota; Fungi; Basidiomycota; Agaricomycetes; Agaricales; Pleurotaceae. Gene Ontology annotation, biological process: fatty acid biosynthetic process. The record is from RefSeq and is a predicted model, not a curated record. The transcript is spliced from 2 exons. Gene Ontology annotation, molecular function: holo-[acyl-carrier-protein] synthase activity; magnesium ion binding.
AUGCCAAUUGUCGGUAUUGGCGUCGAUAUUGUUCACUUGCCCCGAAUAUCCGCCCUUUUGGCACGCAGGGGGAGCAAGUUUCCGUCUCGCAUCCUCAGUUCAAACGAAAUGUCUUCCUGGCCCUAUGUUCCCUCGGAUGAAACAUCGCGUACGAAAUUCCUUGCAGUACGAUGGGCCGUCAAAGAAGCGGCGUACAAAGCUCUAUACCCUAUGUUCCGUCCAACCUGGAAAGAGUUGACCUAUCGAAGUCUCACCGACGGUCGAAAACCGGAGGUCAUCUAUCAUUGCGACUCUGCCACAUCCAUCUCUUUGCACGUAUCUGUCAGUCACGAUGGAGAGUACGCUUUUGCCACAGUUCUGGCCGAGAAAUAA